UGACAGACUCACUCAACCUCGUCUAAUGUAGACAACCUUUCAUUGUUGCAAUCCUACCUGGUCAUCUUUCUGUCUGAGGCCCCUCAUCAAGAAUCGAUUUAUCUUAUAGGACGUCCCUUUUGCAUUGACCACACCCUCACUGUCCGAUUGAUCGAGGUGCUCGUGAAUCCCGACUCCCGACUCCCGACUCCAGAAUCCUUCAACCACUCUGACAAUCAUGGAUCCGCGCGUGAAAUCCUUGAAGAUCAAAACGGGCGUGGUGAAGCGCUGCGGCAAGGAGAAGCUCAGUUACCGCCAAGAGGCCGAUCAGCAAAAGGACAAAGUCGAGCAGAUGAAGAAAGAAGGCCGCGACGACGCCGAGGUCAAGAAGAUGAUUGAGGUCAUGCAGGAGAGUCUCAUGAUGAUCCCGGAUUGCCACCGGCGAUUGGAAAAGGCCUACGCCGAACUGCAGGCCUUGGUACAGGGCGAAAUGAAAGACCUGACCGAAACCGAGGAGUAUCGGUCCGCCCAACAGGUCUUGACCGAGGCCGAAGAGCAACUCAAAGUGGCCUAGAAUGAACGACAUGGCCUUUCUUCGUGGGCUUUUAAAAUUUUGGCCACGUGUCUUAACCGCAUUUUAAUUCAUCGCGCUUAACUCUGUUUUCAACAUGUAACCGUACUUCCGAUUGAAGGGCACACCCGCGCAGCCCGCUUCUCCGAGAUCGAUAUUAAUCAAACACAUUGACCAUCUACAUCACAAUGGGGGGUUGAUUUAUUUCGGGCACCAUUAAAAAAUCACUGAAGUGGCCAUGGAGUAAACCCUCCACUUAACGCAUUAUCUUUCGGUAACAAAAUAAAAAAAAGCUAACAAUUAAAGAUAUCGAUUGUGUGUGUGUGUGUGCACGUAUCAAAGGCCGAUAAACCACCAUCCCAGGGAGGUCGUCGUUCCCACCGUGAUCUCGGUAUCAGAUCGACAUGCUGGCCGCGGGAGGUCGGGUUUUCAAGUAGACAAAUACCACCAGGAACAAAAAGGCCACCCCCAGGAUGGGCAAGGCCACUGUGAAAGCCUUUUCUUUAUUCUCCUGGAAUUCCUUCUUCCGUUCCUUUUUCUCCC
This is a messenger RNA of Tigriopus californicus, 1093 nucleotides long. It is a transcript of the gene Tbca, whose product is annotated as tubulin-specific chaperone A-like. Gene Ontology annotation, biological process: tubulin complex assembly; post-chaperonin tubulin folding pathway. Gene Ontology annotation, molecular function: beta-tubulin binding. Bases 218 to 553 code for a protein of 111 amino acids. The record is from RefSeq and is a predicted model, not a curated record. Gene Ontology annotation, cellular component: cytosol; microtubule cytoskeleton. The transcript has a single exon. Lineage: Eukaryota; Metazoa; Arthropoda; Copepoda; Harpacticoida; Harpacticidae.